AAAGUGGUGGUGGUCGACGUAUGCAGCGUGGAGCAGCGACGCAGAUUUGUAUCUGUUGGCCUAUCUGGAACGGAUAUUCGACUGCAACUUGACACUGCAUCUGACAUCACUGUCAUCAGCAGGGAGAGUUGGCAGAAACUCGGUAGCCCUGCGCUUUUGCCAGCAACAGUCAAAGCGAAGACAGCAUCUGGUAACAUUUUGCCACUCGAUGGGGAAUUCGAGUGUGACGUUACAAUCGGAGAAAGUACACGACGUGAUCUGAUCCGUGUUACCGAGAAACAACUACAUCUACUCGGUUCCGAUUUAGUCGAGAGUUUCAACCUUUGGUCCGUGCCCAUGGACACCUUCUGCUGUCACGUGUCAGGCUCUCCUGCGGCACCCGCUGCACUGCAAUCGAUUUUUCCAAACGUGUUCACCGAUCAGCUCGGUUUGUGCAGCAAAACUAAAGUGAAGUUGGAGCUGAAAAAAAGUGUUCGACCCGUCUUCUGCCCUAAGCGCCCGGUUGCGUACGCGAUGUAUGAUGCCGUUGACCAGGAACUCGACCGACUGGAAAAUUUGAAUAUCAUCACCCCAGUCGAAUAUUCGGAGUGGGCUGCUCCGAUCGUUGUCGUCCGUAAAGCCAAUGGUUCCAUUCGAAUUUGUGGAGACUAUUCCACGGGGCUUAACGCUGCGCUCCAACCAAAUCAGUAUCCACUUCCCCUACCGGACGAUAUCUUCGCCAAGCUGACUAACUGUAAGGUGUUCAGCCAGAUCGAUUUGUCCGACGCUUUCUUGCAGGUGGAAGUCGACGAACAGUACCGUAAGUUGCUAACCAUCAAUACGCAUCGUGGCCUCUACUCCUACAACCGCCUCCCGCCAGGUGUGAAGAUCGCACCUGGUGCCUUCCAGCAGCUCAUCGAUACAAUGCUAGCCGGUCUGCAGUGCACGUGUGGCUACCUCGAUGACGUCAUCGUCGGCGGAAAAACUGAAGAAGACCACGAUCGCAAUUUGCGGGCUGUUCUAAAACGAAUUCAGGAUUUCGGGUUCACCAUUCGAGUCGAUAAAUGCACCUUCCGCAAGCAGCAAGUGCAGUAUGUGGGUCAUAUUGUCGACAGUCGCGGAUUACGUCCAGAUCCCGCCAAAAUCGAAGUGAUAUCCAAGCUGCCGCCUCCAACCGAUGUAUCUGGUGUGCGAUCAUUUUUGGGGGCUAUCAACUACUACGGCAAGUUUGUUCCCAAUAUGCGCAAGUUACGAUAUCCGCUGGACAACCUUCUCAAGGACGAUGCGAAGUUCCAGUGGACUGAUGAGUGCCAGAGAGCGUUCGAGCACUUCAAACAAAAACUCUCCUCGGAUCUACUUCUCACACAUUAUGAUCCGAAGCGGGAGAUCAUUGUCUCUGCCGACGCUUCUUCCGUUGGGCUCGGGGCAACGAUUAGCCACAAGUUCCCCGACGGCACAAUCAAAGUCGUCCAACAUGCUUCCAGAGCACUCACAAAAGCUGAACAAGGCUACAGCCAACCGGAUCGUGAAGGUUUAGCUAUCGUCUUCGCCGUCACGAAGUUUCACAAAAUGCUCUUCGGACGGCACUUUCGUUUGAAAACCGACCACCAGCCUUUGCUCCGUAUCUUUGGUUCUAAAAAGGGAAUACCGGUCUACACAGCCAACCGCCUCCAACGAUUUGACCUCAAUCUACUGCUCUACGAUUUUGACAUCGAGUACGUGCCCACCCACAAGUUCGGCGACGCAGACUUACUCUCGAGGUUGAUCAACCAGCACGUCAAACCCGAUAAAGACUAUAUCAUCGCCAGCAUCAACCUGGAAGAGGACCUCAGGUCGGUAGUAUCUCAUACAGUUAAAGCUUUGCCUCUCAAUUUCAGAGCCGUCGCACAAAGCACCCAAGCAGAUCCACUGCUCCGAAAAGUCUACCAUCACAUUCAGCACGGUUGGCCGCAAUCUGAACAUUCAGAAUCCGACAUCCAGCGAUUCCAUGCCAGACAGGAAUCACUCUCCGUGGUAGAUGGGUGCAUCAUGUUUGCCGAACGGCUCGUCAUCCCGUCGCUCCAUCGCAAGCGAUGCCUCGAACAGCUCCAUUGUGGCCAUCCUGGUAUGCAGCGUAUGAAGGCCCUCGCUCGAAGCUACGUGUAUUGGCCCAGUUUGGAUGCUGACAUCGUCAACUUCGUCAAGGCAUGCCAACACUGUGCGGCCGUAGCCAGGUCACCUCCUCACUCUUCACCGGUGCCGUGGCCUAAGCAGACCGCUCCGUGGCAGCGCGUCCACGUGGAUUACGCCGGUCCAAUCGAAGGCGAAUAUUACCUGAUCGCCGUCGACUCCUUCUCCAAGUGGCCAGAAAUCAUUCAAACGUCCCGUAUAACCUCGGCGGCAACCAUCAGCAUUCUCGGUGGGUUGUUUGCUCGGUUGGGUAUGCCUGUUACACUAGUCAGCGACAACGGAACCCAAUUCACGAGCGCUGAAUUCGCAGAUUUCUGCGCCUCAAACGGCAUCGAACACCUCACAACUGCUCCGUUUCAUCCACAAUCAAAUGGCCAAGCUGAACGAUUUGUUGACACGUUCAAAAGGGCUGUUACAAAAAUUCGAGAGGGGAGAGGAUCGAUACAGCAAGCGUUAGACAUAUUCCUGUUAACGUACCGAAGUACACCCAACCGGGCACUGCCAGACCAAAAGUCGCCGUCCGAGGUCAUGUUUGGUCGCAAAAUACGCACCUGUCUCGAGCUACUACGUCCCCCAACGGUACGAACUCCAGUGGCACCGUCGGACGAUCACACAAAACCGAGGUUCUUCAGCCGGAACGAUCCGGUUUACGCUAAGCUUUAUGGCCGUAACGGUUGGAAGUGGGCUCCUGGAACAAUCAUCGAAAAAAUAGGAGACGUGAUGUAUAACGUAUGGGUCGAUGAUCGCCGAAUGCUGCGUUCCCAUAUCAACCAACUCCGGAGUCGCCUAGCUGUCGACUUGAUACCAAAGCAACCUGCCAUUCAAGCCACCUCUCGUCAGUAUUCGUUACCGCUCGACAUCCUGUUGGGUGCCUGGAAUCUACCAAAUCAAUCUUCUGGCACGCCAGCACCGUCCCUUGUUGCGAGCGGAUCUGAAUUAUCACCUGUCUCCAGUCCCGAACAUACCUUGCUAGGUUCAGUGCCGGCGCUUGCGUCGUCUACACCACAGCAGGAAGUCUCGGCUUUCCCAUCAACGUCAUCGACAUCAACAACAUCAACAUCAACUGAAUUCGAAUCCGCCAUCGAAGUCGAAUCCGUGGUAAAUCUACCUAGACGUUCUUCACGAACCCGAAGACCGCCGAACAGGUUUGAUCCGUACCACCUUUAUUAA
Topomyia yanbarensis is the source of this 3318-nucleotide messenger RNA. RefSeq lists its product as uncharacterized. Lineage: Eukaryota; Metazoa; Arthropoda; Insecta; Diptera; Culicidae. Gene Ontology annotation, biological process: DNA integration. The record is from RefSeq and is a predicted model, not a curated record. The transcript has a single exon. Bases 337 to 3318 code for a protein of 993 amino acids. Gene Ontology annotation, molecular function: nucleic acid binding.